Molecule: messenger RNA, 2473 nt
Organism: Carya illinoinensis
Lineage: Eukaryota; Viridiplantae; Streptophyta; Magnoliopsida; Fagales; Juglandaceae
Product: heterogeneous nuclear ribonucleoprotein 1-like
Exons: 5
Coding region: 418-1842 (474 amino acids)
Molecular function (GO): RNA binding
Source: RefSeq, a predicted model, not a curated record
CGUCAACUCUUGUCAUCCAGCUUGCCUCCUCCAAAUAUUCUUACACCAGAGGAUUUUGCCUCUCUUUCUCUCUCUGUCUGUCUCUCUCUAUUUAUAAAUUGUGAAGCCCAUCUUCAGCUACAAAUUCUAUUACUUUUGAUUUAAUUAAGGGAAGUGGAAUAACCAACAAAAAGAUAAAAAAGACACAGAGAGAGAAAUAUAGAGGAUGAGCUCAUCCUCUGUUUCCAUUUCCAUUAUUCCUCUUCUUAGAUCUUAGUAUUCUCUCAUUUCCUCAUCCGAUGUUUGUUGGGUCAUUAGGAAUUCUUGGUUGUGGUCUGAUUGCUGCACAAGGAUCCGAUGCUACCAAAUCGAUUGUGAUAAUACCCACUUCGUGUUUUGAUCGGAGCACCAACCCGGAUAUCUGAAUUUCCAUUGAAGAUGGAAUCAGAUCUUGGAAAGCUCUUCAUUGGUGGUAUUUCUUGGGACACAGAUGAAGAACGUCUUAAAGACUAUUUUAGGAUAUACGGGGAGGUGGUUGAGGCCGUGAUCAUGAGAGAUCGUGCCACCGGUCGUGCUCGUGGCUUUGGUUUCGUAGUCUUUGCGGAUCCUGUUGUUGCAGAAAGAGUCAUCAUGGAUAAGCACGUGAUUGAUGGUCGCACAGUUGAAGCAAAGAAGGCUGUUCCUAAGGAUGAUCAGCACAUUUUAAAUAGAAACACUGGUAGUUUUCAUGGUUCUCCAGGUCCUGGACGUACAAAAAAGGUUUUUGUUGGAGGUUUAGCAUCUACUGUCACAGAGAGCGACUUUAAGAGAUACUUUGAUCAGUUUGGUACAAUUACUGAUGUUGUAGUUAUGUAUGAUCACAACACCCAAAGGCCAAGAGGCUUUGGCUUCAUCACCUAUGAUUCUGAGGAUGCAGUGGAUAGAGUGCUGCAUAAGCAAUUUCAUGAACUGAAUGGUAAGAUGGUUGAGGUCAAGAGGGCGGUCCCCAAAGAGCUAUCCCCAGGGUCCAGCCGAAGCCCUCUUAUGGGAUAUAACUAUGGUUUGAAUAGGGCCAAUAGUUUCCUUAACAGUUAUUAUAAUGUGAGCCCAGUUGGAGGUUACGGAGUCAGGAUGGAUGGUAGGCUUAAUCAAGUUGCUAGUAGUCGAAGUGGGUUUUCCCCAUUUGGUACAACUGGUUAUGGAAUGGGUUUGAAUUUGGAGCCAGGGCUGAGCUCAAGCUAUGGUGGCAAUUCCAACUUUGGUAAUGGUCUUGGAUAUGCACGGAUGUUGAGUCCUUAUUAUAGUGGCAAUUCAAACAGGUAUAGUACUCCUAUUGGGUAUAGUGGGGGUAAUGGAAGAAACAAUUCUCUUUUAAACUCAACCACUCGGAAUGUCUGGGGAAAUGGGGGUCUUAGCAAUGCUGCAAACCCUUCCAGCCCUGGUACUUACUUGGGCUCUGGAAGUGGGGCUUUUGGAGUUUUUGGGAAUGGCAGUGCAAACUGGGGCCCUUCCCUCGUUUCCACCCAUGGUGGAGGGAGUCCUCCUAGUUAUACUAGUGGGAGUAUUGGUUAUGGCAGUGGAGACAACAGCUUUGGGUUGGGAGGGGGAACGUAUGGAAGAAACAGUGGCUCUGGUGUAGCACAAUCAUCAACAUUCGCUGCACCAACUGGAGUCUAUGAGGGGUCAUAUGGUGAUUUGUAUGGUAGUGGUUCAGUUUAUGGUGAUUCAACUUGGCGGUCUGCCACUCCUGAGCUAGAUGGGUCUGCCUCAUUUGGUUAUGGGCUUGGCAAUAUAUCUUCAGAUGUCCCCACCCAAAGUUCUGAGGGUUAUAUUGGAAGUUACAAUGUUACAAGUAGACAACCAAAUAGAGGAAUUGCCACAUAGGAGAUUUGUUAUUUGGACAGUGCAUUGUAAUGGUAGGUGAAGAGAAUAUGAUCAAACAGGUGAAGGAUUGUGAAUUUCAUACAUCCCCCUUUUUAAGAUAAUUUAGCUUACAAGGAAGUUGAUCGUAUAAAGCUAACGAGGAUCCUUGAUUUGAGUAUACUUAUUCAGAGAGAAAGCAGUUGCAAGGUAUUUUGUGUAAGGUUUGGGAUUUCUUUCUUCUUUCUUCAGAACUUAGGUUCCUUUCAUGGAAUUUGGUUGAGGUGUAAAAUCAGAUUGCGGGAUAUAUACUCUGGAAAAUUGGUUCCAAUUAAUGUAUCGUGCAUCUCUGAUGAGGCACGCCAGCGGUAUUGUGUUAAGAAAAAAUAGAGUAUUGAUUUUUAUUUUAUUUUUCCUUUUUAACCGGUGUAAUGCCUGGCAAAGUUGCUGGCUUUUGUCAUGUCUUCCUUUGUUGGGAUUUGUUUCUCUCAGUUUGUACGUAAGGUUCAGUUUGAUUUACUAGUGUGAAACAUUAGAGGGAUGCCCUUCUAGGAUCCCAUCAAAUAAGUUACUGAACAUUUCGAUUCAUUUUUUAAUUGGACAUUUACACAAAAGUUUAUACCUGAAAUGCCAAUGAAAUGAAUGCUUGAUUUCA